This is a messenger RNA of Puccinia triticina, 1026 nucleotides long. RefSeq lists its product as uncharacterized. The record is from RefSeq and is a predicted model, not a curated record. The coding region runs from base 1 to 1026 and encodes 341 amino acids. The transcript has 2 exons. Lineage: Eukaryota; Fungi; Basidiomycota; Pucciniomycetes; Pucciniales; Pucciniaceae.
AUGCCUCUCCCCUUCCGACCAUCCUCACCAACCACAUCACCAAGUACAACCUUACCACCACCUCCAAAUAUGCCCAAAAGCCCUGGCCUACUUCCUCAUAAGACCUUGCCAGCCUACCCGAUGAUCCCCCAGCCUACUCAUCAACUCGCUACCACCUCUUCUAGGCCGCCCAAACGCCAUCCGCGGACAGGAACCCCAUCAAACAUCUCCUUGCCUACUACUCUAGCAACCUGCUCCUUACGCUACUCAAUUGAACGGGGCCUUGUCCCCAUCUUACCAGCAGAUAGCGCGAAAGCAUUGAGAAGCCCACUGCUUACGUCUCGCGCUGACCCGACCACUCGCAAACGCACCCUCCAACCGAUCUUGACACGUCAAACUUUCUGGAACCCAACACCGCCAAUCUCAAACUGCUCGCCGCCCAGCGCCUGUACCCACCUUUCUACCUUGCCCCAACCUCAAUCAGCACAACUGGCAUGUGCCCUGCCCCGUUCACAGCACUCGGCCUCCUGUAGCUCCCUGCCACGCUCGCCCUUCUCCUCCCCAUUGGCCCCAAGCGUGUUUUCAGCCUCUCCUGCAGCCCAAAGCACAAAGCCAGGACUGCACUUGGCUGCAUCAUCUGCCUCCCUUGCUAGCACCCAUCCCGACCCUCCUAUUUCCUUGAAUUCAUCUUUGCCAACCUCCUCACUCCGCGAACCAUCCCAUGUGCCCUCCAUCUCUGCCCCUCCCCAAUCGUCUAUAAUCUCUCUCUCAGGACGCUCGGACUUUAGCAAGUACCCCUGCUCUUCCACAGAUUCAACCAUCCCCACCAUGACGACCAUGACACACUCCUCGCCUUCGAAGACCUCCUGCUCUAGCCACCAGCACAGUUGUCCUGCUUCCCUGGGAUCAUUGGUGCUGACCCGCACUCACUCGAGUCCCUCCCUACCCUCGCCGACUUCUCUGAACCCAUCCAGCUCCCCACUGCACCACGCGCCUCCCCCUCCCCGUCCUUCCUGCCCAGACCGCCUCCCUUCUCUCAAACUAUGA